This is a messenger RNA of Conger conger (European conger), 1802 nucleotides long. RefSeq names its product abhydrolase domain containing 14B (gene abhd14b). The record is from RefSeq and is a predicted model, not a curated record. The transcript has 4 exons. Gene Ontology annotation, cellular component: cytoplasm. Bases 107 to 742 code for a protein of 211 amino acids. Lineage: Eukaryota; Metazoa; Chordata; Actinopteri; Anguilliformes; Congridae.
GAAUGGGAAGAACACUUCCGGGAAAAAGAGAAACUUACUUUUCAAAGCCAGAGAGCUUGUGACUGUGGGCUGUUUGGAUUUUUUUACUCUUCUUUUUAAGGGCAAUAUGACUGCGGUGAAACUGUCGAAAGGGCAUAUCUCGCUGGAUUCCGGUGGUGCACCACUAUUUUAUAGACAAGCUGAGCCCACCGACGGAAAAGCAAAACUGUCAGUCCUGCUGCUGCACGGAAUCCGGUUCUCAUCCGAGAAUUGGCUCACCAUUGGCACUCUGGAGAUACUUGCCAAUGCCGGCUGCCGUGUCGUCGGUAUUGACCUCCCAGGGCUGGGCAAUUCCAAGGCAGCCGUGGCCCCUGCUGCUGUUGGGGAAUUGGCCCCAGGGGACUUCUUGAAGCAGGUGUUGGAGGCACUCCAGCUGGGCCCAGCUGUAGUGGUCAGCCCCUCACUGAGUGGCAUGUACUCUCUGCCCUUCCUCUUUCAGAACAGCUCUCUGGUCAGGGCCUACAUCCCUGUGGCGCCCAUAUGCACUGAGAAGUUCACUCCAGAGCAAUACAGCAGUAUUCAGACCCCUACAUUGAUUGUCUAUGGAGACCAGGACACACAAUUGGGAGAGGUGUCAUUGAACAACCUGAAGAAUCUGGCCAAUAACAAAGUAGUGGUGAUGAAAGGGGCUGGCCACCCCUGUUACCUUGACAACCCUGCAGAGUGGCACAAGGCAGUGCUUGAGUUCUUGCAGACCUUGUGAUGAUGCUAAGACAAUCAACAGGAUACUAGAUUCAUAAAAUUUAUGAGCUAUCACUUUGAUUAUUUUAACCUGAAAUUUCAGCUUAUGCAUCAUAUAAUUGUAAUAAUACAAGCAUUUGUGAAUAUUUAAAAGCGGUGACAUUUGGUUGCUUCUCACAUUUCUACUUCAUAGCAUCACUUUUCUAAAAAUAGCUAUAUAUCAGUGUCCUUGAGGAAAUUAGCGAAUAACAAGUACAAAAUAUUUUGUAUGAUUAUUUACAUUUGCUUUUGUGUAUUAUGAUUUAUGAUGCUAUGGGGCUUUGGGUGGUUCUUAUAUUAAGUGCAUUUGUCGAUUUGUAUUACACACUAACAUGUACACACUGUGUUCUAAACAGGACUGUAUUGGUUAAUCUGAAUAAUAUUGAUUAUUACAACUGAUGGAUUCAUUUUCAAUGAUUCUAAUGAAUUACACAGUAAGCAAGAAGAAGAAAUCUCAGGCAUGUUUGCCCAUUGGCAUAGUUUUUAUUCAGCAUUAAAGACUAUUUUGUGUUUGUUUGCUUUGCCGUGUAUGAAAAGGUCCUCCUCUGACUCUGCUCUGUGUGAGAUGAGCUGUAGUCUGCAGUGUGACAUGAAGUAGCUGGUGGCACCACGCCUCAGAGAAGCGUGAAUGUCUACACUUUCCUGAAUGGGCAGUGGAGUUUGUGCUUGUACUCGGCUUUGGUUGUGGAAAUCGGAGAGAGAAUUGUAUUUGCUCGGCCCCACAUUGGGUGCCAAAAUGAUAUAAUAAAUAAGUAUAAUGAAUCUUGUUGACCCUUUCUGCUGGCUUCAAUCUAUGAUUUGAGCCCUUCAGGAUACUGCAAUCAGGAAUAUAGGAGCAGCUGACGUGUUCUAUAAUAACUAGGUAAAAUCAUUUUGUGAUAUUACAGAAUUUACUAUACAUUUCUAGACUUCACACUUAAUAAUGCCUGCAAGUCUGCUGAUAACAUAGCACAGGUGAAUAAAAACAGCCAAACACUGAACUGAAGUGAAAAAUAUGAACAUUAUUUAAUAACUGAUUCUCUGUAAUAAACAAUUUGAAAAUA